Messenger RNA from Aspergillus luchuensis, 690 nucleotides. RefSeq names its product high-affinity Cu transporter CTR3 (gene CTR3). Gene Ontology annotation, cellular component: membrane. The record is from RefSeq and is a predicted model, not a curated record. Bases 1 to 690 code for a protein of 229 amino acids. NCBI's taxonomy places the organism in Eukaryota, Fungi, Ascomycota, Eurotiomycetes, Eurotiales, Aspergillaceae. Gene Ontology annotation, biological process: copper ion transmembrane transport. The transcript is spliced from 3 exons. Gene Ontology annotation, molecular function: copper ion transmembrane transporter activity.
AUGGACAUGACCACAGAAACCACCACAUCAGCCAUCACGAGCGCCAGUACCACUGCCACCAUGGCCUCUACCAACUGCAAGAUCUCAAUGCUCUGGAACUGGAACACCGUGGACGCUUGCUUCAUCUCCUCAUCCUGGCACAUCACCUCCCCAAGCAUGUUCGCGGGCUCCUGCAUCGGAGUUAUCCUCCUCGUCAUAUGUCUAGAACUUCUCCGUCGGGUUGCCAGCGAAUACGACGCGUUCAUCAUCAACCGCGCCAGACUUAAAGCUGAUACUGAUACUGGGAGCGAUCAACCCAACAUCGCAGUUCCUAAUGACCGCUCCACAGAUAGACCCGCCAAAAGACCCAUCCCAUGGACGCAGUCAGGCUCACUUUCAGCCCUACCUCCUGUUCCGGAGUUAGUAGAGGAGGGUGAAGAAGAAGAAGAAGAUAAUGAACCAAUGCCUAACGCGCCAGAAACUACAUCACAUCCUAAUAUACACCCCGAUAACCAGUCAAAAUUCACAUUCAGACCCAGCAAGAUCGAGCAACUCAUCCGAGCCACCCUGCAUGUAUUGCAAUUUGCUGUGGCGUAUUUUGUGAUGCUGCUGGGGAUGUACUACAACGGGUAUAUUAUUCUUUGUAUCUUUGUUGGGGCGUUUGUGGGGUUUUUGCUCUUUUCGUGGGGGAGUCUUGGUACUAGGCAGUGA